AUGACUAGACUUGAGUCUUUACAAAAAGAAAAUCAAGCACUCCGAAGUGAGAUUGCUGAAUUAAAAGAGAGUCUACAAAAAAUAUCUAAAGAUUUAUCCUCGAAGACGAAGAGCCAAAAUGGCCGACAAAAUGAUAAGAAAGAAUUGUCGCCAGAUAGAGCUAAUUCAAUUGAGUUUAUGUCUAACAAAUAUGACGAGCUCUAUUCGUUCAAAAAGGAAGCUAAUAAACAGAUUCAAGAUCUUACUGCUAAAGUAAAUAAGAUAUCGGAAAAAUGUGAACGUAUUGCGAAAUUUAUUGAAGAAUCGGAAGCUUAUAGCUAUCAGUAUGACAUCAAGAUUGUCGGUGUCCCAGCAGUAGCUGAGAGGGAAACUGCUCAACAGACUGCCGAUCUAUGUAAUAAAUUAUUCACUGCACUGGGAGUUGAAGAUGUUUCGAUAAGUGACAUUGAUACGGCACAUCGGGUGCCAUCACGUUUGGCAUCAAGUAGACCAGAGGCUAUAAUAUGCAAGUUUGUGAGACGACUCGCUAAAGACAAAGUCAUGGCUGCCAGAAGGGCUGUAGGUAACUUGAAUGCAGCACAGCUACAGUUAGAAAGCAGUGCAAAUGUAAAUCAUAUUAGUUUAUAUGACCAUCUAACCCCGAGAAUCCAAGAGCUAUUGUACAAAAGCAAACAGACCAAAGCUGCCAAGAACUAUAAAUAUUGCUGGGCGAAGAAUGGCUUCGUGUACCUGCGAAAGACAGAUAAUUCACCAGCGAUAAAAUUGAAAGACUUAGAAGACCUAGACGAAAUAGCAACGUCAAACUAGAUAAGUAUUUAUUCAUAUACAAAUAUCCUGAUUAAUGUGUUAAAACUCUACAACUAUGCCUAUGGAGACACGUAGAAUUAAGUCUAAAAAGAAGGCUGCUAAAUUAUUAUUAAAAGAACUCCCCUUUUAUAACUUUAGAGGCGAUUUAGUAUCAUGCCUUGGUCAGUUUAAUAACUCAAUCCCUAUUACUUGCCAACCUAGGAAAAAUUUAGAUAAAUUAGCUGGCCUAUAUGACUUGAAUAUUUUUUAUUUUAACAAUGAUUUAGAUAAUGCUCUGAGGAGCAAUCAUAAUAUUCAUAGCCAAUGCAUCCAAAGCCGAUAUUUUUCUGUGCAUAGUUUUAAGAAGUUUAGCAAAAAGCUUUCCGAAAAUGAGAUUCAGACUAGUUUCUCGAUAUUUCAUAAUAAUAUCGUGAGCGUAAACCGAAACCUAGAAAACUUGACAGUUCUAUUAGAUGAACUUAAUUUCCAUUUUAGCAUCAUUGGAAUAACAGAAACUAAAAUAACAAAUUCAAAUGAAAGCAAUUUUCAUCCGACCAUCCCAGGUUAUUGUUUUGAACAUGUGCCAACACCACUGGCUUCCGCAGGCGCUGGUUUGUUUAUUGAAUGAUUGUUAAAUUAUAAUGUUCUUGAAAAGACCAGUAACACGGCAUUUCAAGCAUUGUGGAUUGAAAUACCGUUUGUCAAUCACAAAAAUAUUGUGUGCGGAAUAGUCUAUCGACAACACAAUUCUCCUGAAUAUUUUCAAAAAUCGAGGAAUUCGUGUCUAGUGAUAAGGUAAUUUAUAUCAUGGGUGAUUUUAAUGUGGACCUUCUUAAAUGUGAAAAAUCUCAGAUAAGUCAUGACUUUUUAUUAGCAUUGCAAAGCUGUUAUCUCAUUCCAACAAUUGACAAGCCUACACGUGUUCGUACAACUUCUGCUACGUUAAUUGAUAACAUUUUCAUUAAUAACCUGGAUAAACUACUUACUAGUGGAAAUAUUAUCUCUGAUGUAAGUGAUCAUUUUUCACAAUUUUGUAUCACAACAGAUGUAAAGGAUAAAACCAUAAAAAGAAAUAGUGCUACAAUACCUGACUACUCGGGAUUCUCAGUUGAAAAGUUUAACAAUGAUCUUUCUCAAGUUGACUGGGAUAAGCUGGGGGAAUCCAGAAACGAUGUGAAUAAGUUGUUCUAUACAUUUUAUAACAAGUACAAUAAAAUUGUCAAAAAGCAUGUGCCUAUUAAAAAAAUGUCAAAUCGUAAAGCAAAACAAUUAAUUAUGUAAGCCUUGGAUCACCAAAGGAAUUAAAGCGUCGAUUUCAAUUAAAAAUAAAUUGUACGCUAUAGGUGAAAGAUAUAGACGUUAUAGAAAUAAAAUUUGCAGCUUGAUAAGGUUAAGUAAGAAGAAGACAUAUUAUCAGGAGUACUUCACACAUAACAUAACAAAUAUGAAAAAAACUUGGGAAGGAAUUAAUGAGAUACUUUAUCGUUGGAGGAAGAUUUCUAAGACCAUGAUGGUAAAGUCAUCAAUGAAGCCUCGCAAAUUCCUCACAUUAUAAACCAGCAUUUUGCUACAGUAGGUAGCAAACUUGCUAGUAAAUUGCCAUCUUCACACCAUCAUCUUGACUAUGUCAGUAAAUGCAAAUCUCCUGCUUCAUCCUUUUAUCAUCAACCUGUCUUACCUGAGGAUAUCAAUUUAGAAAUAUUAUCUAUACCAAAUAACAAAUCAUAUGGCUUAUAUUUAUUUUUAUUUAUUUAUUUAUUAGUUUCGCCAAAUUAUACAAUACACAAAACUAUAACAAGAACAAGAAUAAUAGACAUGACUAUAGGCAGGGUGACCGCAACAGCGUGAGCCAAUUACUCAAUUCCUCACCCACUAAUUUACUCAAAUGCUCAAGAGCUAUCAUAUCUCUUAUACUCUCAGAAAUACUUAACACAUCUAUUAAAUCAGGUAUUUACCCCACAAAACUCAAAAUUGCAAAUUUUAUUUAAUUAAUCUAAUAAAGCACAGAUUGAGAGUGUUUUAAAGAGCUGGGCUUAGAAGAACUACCCAUCUUAUGAGUUUAACCGAUCUUUAUUGUCCAGCGAUAAAUUUGAUAUUUUUUAUUCAAUUGCUUCUGAUUACCCCAUUUUAAAACGGAAACCACAGUUGAGUACAAGUUACCUGAGUACAAGCAUCAUAUUCACAUGAGUACAUUAUACCAGCACAGAAAACAUCAGGUAACAUUUUCGUCAUGAAUUAUUAAUUAGUACAAACUAGCUAUUACAUAAUGUUUGUAGCCAUGAUGAAAUUUUCCAUUUACAGUAAGUCUCAGAUGCCAAAGGUACGUGAAUGAAUUAAAGUAUUGAGUGCAUAAAAAGUGCAUAAAAAAUUAAAGGAGAUAACAUGGGACUUUUUUGCUGUUAUUAAUUAAUUGAUUGAUUCUCUUUUAAAGACAACAAAAGUAAUUCACUUUAAAUUGUUUUUGCAAUUAAAUUUCACAACAUGUUUUUAUGAUGACUGCAUCAAAGAAAAUUGAAAAUGAUAAAAUAAAAUAGUUAGUUCUUAGUUACUGCACUACUAUUGCACACAAUGUAAUCAUCAAGGGAAUAGUUGACUGUUGCUAAAAAUUGGUUACUGUAGCAGUGUAGUGCAGUGGUUUUAAGUUCACAUAAUUGUUAAAAACAAUGUUCCUGUCUCUUUCUCUUAAUAGUUAUUGCAACAUAUUAAUCCAGUGGUGAUAUCCACAGCACUUUCCGGAGCCAAAUGUUAUGCUAUAAAACGGAAUAAUGGAUUCAAAUACCUUUUUGAAAAUGGAGUGACAACCCCAAGUAAAAGUACAAUAGAAAACAACAUAAAGAAAAACAAGCUGGGUGAAGUAAAUGUCAACAAGAACUUCCUAAGAGAAAAUAUUGAAGAGACUACUAUCAAGAAUAAAAAUUCCAAUAAAUCACGUGCGGUGAUAUUUUGACGUUCAUUGGUGAAAAAACAACUCCAGGAUAGUCUUGACAAAUGUAAGUUUUAAGAUAUACUGUUAAACGUCCAAUUUGGAGGAAAAAUGUUGCUCAGUAACCUACAAAAUGGUUUACACAUCACUGGCAAAAAUCUGUGAAUCAAAAGAUGCUUUUUUAAAAAAGUAACAUCACUUUUCACUACCGCUGUGGUUUGGUACACGUUUUUGUUAACAUGGGACAUAAAAUAACAUUUUUUGCAAUUUCCAAAUUUACCAAGCAUGUAUGACAUGUAUGUGUAAUGGUUACACUGUAAUCAUCAUGUACAUAAAUUCUGUAUCAUAAGUUAUUCUUCUUCAUCAUCUACAUGUUUUGCAUAACAUAUUAUGUUGAAGCAUUAAUUUAGGGACCGGUCAUUAAUUACAGGGGAGGGGGGCUGGUGGAAAACGAGGGAGGGUCAGGUAUUUUCAUGCAUGAAAAAGGGGGGGGAUUUUUCUGGAAUAUAAAUACCUGCCCCGCAUGACCCUCAGUUGUACCAUAAAACCUACAGAUAAAAAUAGAGACGGCAGUAGAACUGUAGUAAACUCCAACACAACACCAUUUAUUAAAAUGAUUUCAACAUAAACAUGUACAUUGGAACAGCCGUUGACUCAAUAAAUGGUAAAGAAUAUAUAAAUUAUGAUAAUGAAAACAUACGUACCGGCAUAGGUAUUCAACAAUAUGGUUUUGUAUAUCUAAAUAAAAGCUACCAAAACUUGUGUGUAUAAGGUUUAGAAGACUCUGAAAAUGCCAUUUCCAACUAUCUAGAGACUCCAUAUUUUCAAAUUUUUCAGCUCAGCGCCAACUAUGGUGCCUUGUGGGUCCCCCAAAGCAAAAUCUUAAAUGUGCCUUCACUUUACAAGAACUUUAAAUUAUGAAUGCGCCUUUUGUUAUUUGCAUGUGUGUGUAGGGGGGGGGGAGGGUCAAGUAUAAUUGUGUUAUCCUCAAGGGGGGGGGGAUUAAUUUUAGCAUUUAAAUUUUCAUUUCCACCAGCCGCCCCUCCCCUGUAAUUAAUGACCGGUCCCUUAUUUCAUUUUGUUGAAGGAUUUAUUGCAUAGCAUGUGAAAUAUGUGUUUAUUUAAUUAAUAAUUAAAUGUAUUUUUUUCUUGCAGUACUACAUUACCAAACUCCAGUUGAUGAGUUGGGUAAUUUCUAAUUUAAAAAAAAUUAAUGGUUAUCACUCAUUUAAUGUGUCCUUUCACUGUAGAUGAAACUUUGACAGAGGAAAAAGAGCUAUCCAUUGUUUGUAAGUUUUUAAACAUAAUUAUUUCUAUUUGUCAAAAUUGUCUUGUAUUAGACAGAGUAACAUAAUGUAGUGUGCAUUAUGAUACAGUGCAACUUGAUGGGUUACAGGUAAACUUAUAUGGGAAGUGUUCCUCUUUUCACUUCCUGACUCAUUCGGAAUUUUCCUCAUUAGCUUUGCAAAUUUGAAAAACUAUUUGCAAAUAUCUUGAGGGAAUUUGCAAUGUUCCUAUGGGCUGUUGCAAUAUUCCAAUGCAAAAAGAAACUUCAUUUUAAAUUUUCUUAACUUCCUGUUUUAAUUUCCUGACUUCCUGGUCUGAGCAUUGUCAUUGGUAGCCUCCUGCGCAGACGUUGUUAUAGGCCUCGGCCACUAUAAAAUAAACAACGUCUGCGCAGGAGGCUAUGUCAUUGGUGGAUUAUUUUUGUUGGUGGAUUAUUUUUGUUGGGCAAUUGCAACGCACAGAACAGAACAGAACAGGAAGUUAGGAACUUGUAAAAGGAAGUUUAGAACUUCUAACAGGAACUUAUCGGCUUUUAGCAACAUUGCAAAUUCCCUCAGGUGAUUUGCAAGGGAGUUUUUUAAUUGCAAAGGUUAUGAGAAAACUUGCAAUCAAUUUAGAAACUCAAAAUAGAUUGUAAUAUAUUUUGAAUAUGUUAUGUUCCAAGGUUCUGUAGACAACCAAUGGCUUGUAAAUGACAAUAAAAUAGUCGCAUAUGGCAAAAUGGAAAAGAAUAUAAAUCCUGGCACCAAGAUAAACAUUGAAGAAUCAGAUAUGUCUCAUUGUAAUUUCCAUGUGGGAACACGGGUGAAAGUUGCAAUAAAUGAACAGGUAUAGCAAUAUCAAAUGAACACCUAAAGGUAGAUUAGCUUUAAAAACAUUUUGCUGUACAUACUCAAACUAAAUGUAGAAAGCUAGCAAAUAUUUUGCAAAGUGUCAGCCACUGCCCCCCCCCCCCUAUGAUGGAUUCUGCAAAAUAGUACCUUCAGUUAUUUUUGUUUUUAAUUUGUCAAUACAAAAUAAAUAUUGAAGUAAUGUUUUGAUACACUGAAAAAAUUUAACCGAUUGUGGAUAUCCCAGUACGAGAUUAUUUCAAUCUAACACCAGAUGAUUUUACUCAUCAACAGAAAGGCACUAACUAGCCUGCGUAAAGAAUGUAUAUGUCAUAAUCUAUGAAACAUUGUGGUGGCAUUCAUGGUUAUCAACACACAGAAGUGCUACCCAGAUCUGGUCAUAGUUAAUUAAAACUUUGAACAUUCUGAAUGGAAAGGUCAAUAAAGGUCCAAACUUCCAGCCGUCUGAACAAAGUAAAAAAUAAAUCGAACUCAGUAAUUGUCGUUAUUCAAAGUCAAACCGGAUGUUCUCUUGCAAGCAACAUUGUCUCACAAUAUUGCAAUUUUGAAAGCCAGUUUGCUCUGAGCAUUUUGCAACUUAUGAGAACAAAUUGCAAGUUGAAAUUCACAAGAAAGAGGGAAGUACCAAUCCAGUUGCCCAGACUAUUUGAUUAGCUUCCCACUAUUUUAUAGUCAAAAAAAUCUUUUGUGAAUUUCCAACUUGCAGUUUGUUUGCGUCUGUUGCAAAUUGCUCAGAGCAAUCUGCCUAUCAAAAUUGCAAGAUUUGUGGGACAUUAUAGUGCAAUGUUCCUUGCAAGAGAACAUCUGGUUUGACUGUAAUAAGAACAACACUAUGAUAAACUUUACAGAACACCAAGGAAGAAGAAGAAUCUGAAGAAGAAUCUGAAGAAGAAUCUGAAGAAUCCGAGGAUGAUGAUGCCACCAAAGAACCUGGUGAUGCCACCAAAGAACCUGGUCAUGACACCAAAGAACCUGGUCAUGACACCAAAGAACCUGGUCAUGACACCAAAGAACCUGGUCAUGACACCAAAGAACCUGGUCAUGACACCAAACAACCUGGAGUAGUAGUGGAAACACGCGUAGCGGAAGCACGGAGUAGCGGAAGGA
Molecule: messenger RNA, 6954 nt
Organism: Paramuricea clavata
Lineage: Eukaryota; Metazoa; Cnidaria; Anthozoa; Malacalcyonacea; Plexauridae
Source: the annotation of a GenBank genome assembly